AUGGACGCUUCCUCUAGCUCGUGGAAUCCACCCCCGGCUCCUGUGAAUGGUCCUUCCUUGCUACUCCCCAUCCCUGCCAUCGUCUUCAUCGCUGUGGGCAUCUAUUUGCUGCUGCUGGGCCUAGUGCUGCUGAUCAGGCACUGCCUGCUGGCUCAGGGUUGCUGCCCAGACUGCAGCGCCCCCUGCAGGAAGCAAGGUGCCUCCAGGACCGGGGACUGUUGCUGGACCUGUGCCGAAGCCUGCGACUUCCCUCUGCCCAGCCCAGCCCACUUCCUAGAUGCCUGCUGCCCCCAGCCCACGGAAGCUGGCUGGAUGCCACACUGCCCUCUCUGCUGCCCACUGUGCGACUGUGCCUGUGCCUGCCAACUCCCCGAUUGCCAGAGCCUCAACUGCCUCUGCUUUGAGAUCAAGCUUCGAUGAGGACCAGCCCCCGGGGCCCACAUGCCCUCAUCCCUGAUGGGCCUCAGGACAUCUCUCUCUAGGCCACUGAAACCACAAAUGGUCUGCCCAGCUCACUUGUGUGGGCAGCGAGAGCCAAGAGCCUGGCUGUCCAGGGGCAGGACUUAGCGGCCAGGGCGAGCUGGAUGGCAGCCCAUCGGAGGCCCAGAGCAGGAGCACGAAUGAGCGUCCUGGCCCUGGCCACCUUCCCCACCCCCAAAUAACUUAUGUCUGGAGUUAAGACCACUGCUGGCCACGACAGCAUUAGGGACAGCUUCUGGUCUUGAGUAUCAGAAUAGAGGUGUACCUCUGCCUUG
Messenger RNA from Suncus etruscus (white-toothed pygmy shrew), 755 nucleotides. RefSeq lists its product as uncharacterized. The record is from RefSeq and is a predicted model, not a curated record. The transcript has 4 exons. Bases 1 to 420 code for a protein of 139 amino acids. NCBI's taxonomy places the organism in Eukaryota, Metazoa, Chordata, Mammalia, Eulipotyphla, Soricidae.